GACUCCUUCAUCCAGCUGCCCGCCCCCGGGGGGCUGGAGGACGGCUUCGCCGAGGUGACCCCCGAGCAAGUCCGGCAGGAGAUCGAGUGUUGCAAGGAACUUUGUAGUGCUCUGGAGCAAGACCACGCAAAGCUACAAAUGGCUAAGGAAGCUGUAGAGCAAAGGACACGAGACCUGAGGAAAGAGGGAGAACUUCUUCAUAAAAAUCUUGAGCAACAAAUGUCUUUAAACAGAGAUGAAGAGAGAUCCUGCCAGGUGGGCAUUUUUUUAGCAGGGGAGGAGAAGAACAGACUGAGGCAGGAGAAGCAGGUGCUGAAAAAGAAACUGGAAGAAGUGAGGAAGAGGGUCCUCUGGGAGGAUCCGGUGACGAUGCUGCCUGCCUUGCCAGAGAAGAAAAUGGUGUUUAAGGGACUUGUGACAAACAAGGAGGACGUGAACAAGCUGAUGCUCACCCCACUGAUCCACUACCCUCUGCUGGGGGGCUCAGCUCUCAUCACCUUUGAGAGAGCGGAGGUGGCCCAAAGGAUCAUAGAGGUGAAGGAGCACAUGGUGGAGCUGAGCUACGGGGAGGAGCUGGAGGAGCUCGACCAGUGCAGGGUACGAGUACAGGCAGCACCAGUGGAUAUAUUGCUGCCGUCUGCCCUGGAGAUCGGGCUCACUCGGAGCAGCAGGAGCAUCCUCGUGUCUGAUCUGCCCAGCCUGGGCAUCCCCGAGGAGGCACUGCUGGACAAGCUGGAGCUCUUCUUCAGCAAGACGAAGAAUGGGGGUGGCGAGGUGGAGAGCAGGGAGUUCCUGGACGACUCUGGCCAGGUGGUGCUGACCUUCGCACAGGACGGAGUGGCAGAGCCACUAAUUGCGAGAGGGCACAUCCAGGUGCUUAUUGGGAAAGGAAAAUACAAGCUCAAAAUAUCACCCUGCAUGAGUGGAGACAUCACUAACUUGCAGCUCAAGCCUUCCCGCUGCCCCAGGACCGUCCUGCUUUCGGGGAUCCCAGACGUGCUUGGUGAGGAGGCCAUGAGGGACACCCUGGAGAUCCACUUCCAGAAGGCCAGCCGCGGCGGGGGAGAGGUGGACGCCCUGGCCUACGUCCCGGCCGGAAGACAGGGUGUGGCCGUUUUCAUGGAGGACCUGGGCUAG
This is a messenger RNA of Phaethon lepturus (White-tailed tropicbird), 1137 nucleotides long. It is a transcript of the gene IFI35, whose product is annotated as interferon-induced protein 35. Lineage: Eukaryota; Metazoa; Chordata; Aves; Phaethontiformes; Phaethontidae. The annotation marks the transcript as partial. Gene Ontology annotation, cellular component: nucleus. The transcript has 8 exons. The record is from RefSeq and is a predicted model, not a curated record.